AUAGUCUUGGCUUUGCUUUAUCCUUACUUUUGAACUCCUUAGCUUAAAACCUCGCGAGACUUAACCUUACUAGAACCUUAUCCUGCCCUUUUAGUAGAGAGUACAUCUACGGGCCUCGUGCCUUUGCCUUUUCGCAUUUAUCUUCCGGAUCAUCGAGUGCGAGCACCAUGGCACACAAACGAGCCCAUAACAAGUCUCGCAAUGGAUGCAAUCAGUGCAAGGCAAGGCACGUUAAGUGCGAUGAAAGAGGGCCGCCUUGUACGGUUUGUGUUUCUCGACAUACCGAUUGCCAUUAUUCGCGGCCAACUGCAUCACGACGUUCCGACUCUCGGGCAAUUACAAACGCCAUCUCCGACUCCGCGAGUGACGGGCGUACUAGUUCCCCGAUCAAUAUUUCCUUGACUGUAAUGGACUCGACAGGCUUCAGCAAUGAAUCUUUGCCGCCAUCGACGAGACUGAGAGAACUGGAGCUGAUGCACUAUUGGUGUACUAAAACAUGUCACAGCUUCACAAGCAGACUCUCUGAUUUGUUCCAAGGCUACGUUGUGGAAGAAUCAAUCAAGCAUGACUUUCUCAUGGAAUCCAUACUUGCACUUACUUGUCUUCACAUCGCCAGCAAGCAAGAGGAUCAAAUUUCUGCAGCAAGCUAUGCUAGCGAAGGGCUGCGAUAUCAGAACAACGCCGUCCGACCCUUCCACGCUGCUUUGCACAACGUUACUCCAUCAAAUUGUCAUGCGAUAUUUGCGUGCUCGGUAGUGACUAUGGCCUGCACUAUUGUGUCACCACUCCUCCCAACUAGCAAUCACGAGAAAGUUACAUCAACAAUAGAAAGCUUUCUGCCUCUUUUUGAUUUCGUCAAAGGAAUUUCGUCAGUUGUCUACAUCAGUCGCGAAUGGCUAGAAGCCGGGCCUUUAGGGGCCAUGUUCCACAUGAAGGCAUUCGGAGCCCCUGAUGACGUGGCUACAAUACGGCCACCAUUCCAACGCCUUAGGGCUCUCGUGAUCAGCAACACAGCUACCGGCGAGAUCAGUCCAAUUGUACACGAAAUUUAUCUUCAGACAAUAGACCAGCUUGAGGUUGCAACGAUCAAGAACAACACUGUACCGUGGUUGGGCUUCGUAGGCAACGAGUUCAUAGAAGAAUUGCGGAUGAGACAGCCUCUAGCAUUAAUCAUUUUCAUGUACUGGGGUGUUCUAUUGAAUCGGAUGGAGGAGCUCUGGUGGGCAAAGUAUUUAGGGAAAAGGCUCAUAGAGGAGUUGUCCGAGGACUUGAUUAGGCGUGGGAAGGAAUGGGAGAAGGCUACUAGAUGGGUUAUGAUUCUUGUGGAUUCUGGAGCGACAUUAUCUAGCGAAUUUGAAUCAGACAAAACUAGAAUAUUAAGAUGAUAUGUAUAUAAGAAUCAGUAUACAGAGGGGUGUAUAGUGUAAUAGAAUCAAUUGAAC
Messenger RNA from Pseudogymnoascus verrucosus, 1442 nucleotides. RefSeq lists its product as uncharacterized. Gene Ontology annotation, biological process: regulation of transcription by RNA polymerase II. The transcript has a single exon. Bases 168 to 1385 code for a protein of 405 amino acids. The record is from RefSeq and is a predicted model, not a curated record. Gene Ontology annotation, molecular function: zinc ion binding; DNA-binding transcription activator activity, RNA polymerase II-specific. Lineage: Eukaryota; Fungi; Ascomycota; Leotiomycetes; Thelebolales; Thelebolaceae.